Messenger RNA from Capsella rubella, 768 nucleotides. Its product is annotated as expansin-A2. Lineage: Eukaryota; Viridiplantae; Streptophyta; Magnoliopsida; Brassicales; Brassicaceae. Gene Ontology annotation, biological process: plant-type cell wall organization. Bases 1 to 768 code for a protein of 255 amino acids. The transcript has 3 exons. Gene Ontology annotation, cellular component: extracellular region. The record is from RefSeq and is a predicted model, not a curated record.
AUGAAUCUUAUAGUUUACUCUCAGAUUUUAUUUGUUUCACUAUGUACCCUCAGUUGCUGCUUCUACCUUAUUAACUCCGACGACAACGGAGGCUGGGAUAGAGGCCAUGCCACCUUCUACGGCGGAGCUGAUGCAUCCGGCACUAUGGGUGGUGCGUGUGGGUACGGUAACUUAAACAGCCAAGGCUAUGGGCUACAAACCGCGGCUCUGAGCACUGCUUUGUUCAACAACGGACAGAGAUGUGGGGCUUGCUUUGAGCUACAGUGUGAGGAUGAUCCUGAGUGGUGCAUCCCUGGUUCCAUCAUCGUCUCAGCUACAAACUUCUGUCCACCAAACUUUGCCUUAGCCAAUGAUAAUGGUGGUUGGUGCAAUCCUCCCCUCAAGCACUUUGACUUAGCCCAGCCUGCCUUCCUCCAAAUUGCUCACUACCGAGCUGGGAUCGUUCCUGUCGCAUUUCGAAGGGUUCCAUGUGAGAAAGGUGGAGGUAUAAGGUUCACAAUAAACGGGAAUCCGUAUUUCGACCUCGUGCUGAUCACAAACGUGGGUGGUGCUGGGGAUGUAAGGGCCGUCUCUUUGAAAGGAUCAAAGACUAAUCAGUGGCAAUCCAUGUCAAGAAACUGGGGACAGAAUUGGCAAAGCAACACUUACCUUAGAGGUCAAAGCCUCUCUUUUCAAGUCAUUGCUAGUGACGGUCGGGCUGUUGUGAGCUACGAUGUUGUGCCUGAUGAUUGGCAGUUCGGUCAAACUUUUGAAGGCGGACAAUUCUAA